AUUUUUUAAGAGUUAUGUUUAAAUUAGUUUUGAAACAAAUGCAUCACUUAAAGUUUUGAGUUACAAAGGAAAUGAAUUUGAUAAAUUCAUUAUUCAUAAGUUUUGAGUUACAAAGAAAAUGUAUUUGACAAAUUCAUUAUUCAUUAAGUUUUACGUUAUAGGUUCUUGAAAGAAUGACAUUUUUUUGUUUUAAAACAUAUAUGAACCUAUUAACUAUUACUUAAUUAAUAUGUUUCUCAUGCAUGAAACUUUCAUCCUAUAAAUAGUGUUUUCUUUGGUUUGGAAAAGACAAGCACUCAAAACUACUUUCCCCUUGAAAACACUAGAGAGACAUUGAUCAAAUGGUGAAAUCACCAAUUCAAGAAUAGAAGAGCAGCAUUCUAGAAUACUACUUGUUUUGUGGCUUAGUUGAAUCCCGAAGAUAGAGUUGUCACUUGUUCUUCCGUUUUCUCGUGGGAGAGACUCCAACUAUCUUCAAGAAGCGUAUUAUCCUCUAAGCCAAGCAAGUUUUAUUUUGAAUUUCUUGUAUAAUUAUCAUUAUUGUUCUAACAAUUUGAAGAUAGUUGUCUCUAUGGCUUCUACAUCAAUAUCAAAUAGUACUCCAUCUUUGCCUAAUCCUAAUUUUGAAAUAUUUGAUGGCAAAGACUUUCCUAGAUGGCAUGGAAAGAUGGAAUUCUUUUUAAAACGAUUAAAGUUGGCAUAUGUUCUUGAAGAACCUUGCCCUAAUGCUCCUGGUUCUGAGGUAGCAUCUGACGAGGCUACUUUGAUUAAAGAACAAAUUGCCAAAUGGCAAUAUGAUGAUUAUUUGUGCAAGAAUUAUAUUCUUGGAGGAAUGUCUAACAAAUAUUAUGAUCAAUAUUAUGUUAAAUGCAAAUAUGCUAAAGAGAUAUGGGACACUCUUCAAGCUAUUUAUUUAGCCGAAGAGGCGAGUUUUAAGAAAUUUCUCGUUUCAAAUUAUAUGGAGUUCAAAAUGGUUGAUGACAGGUCAAUCACUGAACAAGUACAAGAAUUCCAACUUAUAGCUAAUAAAAUUGCUAUAUCUGGAAUUGCUCUUGAUGAAAACUUUCAUGUUGGUGCUAUUGUAUCAAAACUUCCUCCAUCUUGGAAAGAGUACCGAAGCAAACUCUUACACAAAAAGGAAGAUUUAACUCUUGAACAAUUGUUGCAACACUUGCAAAUUGAACAAAAGACACGAUGA
Molecule: messenger RNA, 1198 nt
Organism: Capsicum annuum
Lineage: Eukaryota; Viridiplantae; Streptophyta; Magnoliopsida; Solanales; Solanaceae
Exons: 1
Coding region: 572-1198 (208 amino acids)
Source: RefSeq, a predicted model, not a curated record